AUGGCUCUCGAGGCGGAGGAUAUGACCGUGGACCAUCUCAGGGAGGUGCUCGAUGGCAUGGUUUGCAGGAACUCCACCAGUCCUAUUACCUUGGCAGAGCAACCGCCUGGCUCUUUCAACCCGGUCAACUUCCCCUGUGCGGACUUGCUCCACACAGACAACGCGAGCGUGCACCUCUUCGAUGUCAUCUUCAACUACCGCAAGGAGAUUGACUUUACCGUGUUGGAGCGCGAGUACAAGCGAGACAUUGAAAAUGAAGAUCUGGACCUUAUUUCUGCACCCUUCGGCUUGCAGAAGAAAGUGGGCAAGGAUGUAAAACUCCAGAUGGUCAUCCUGAAAGCAUUGGAUGGAUCUUAUACCAUUUGGAAGCACUUCAUCUUCCCCCAGAAAUGCAAGGCCCCUCUCUUCAUGAAGCUCGGCUUCGGAGUUGCCAAGCGCGCCAUCUGGAUGCAGGAGCCCAAGCUCGGCAGAAAGAUCGUGCAAUACUGCAUUGAGACCAUGGGUGGUCGGCAGUUCAAGUGUGCGGAGCUGUCGAGCAACGCCAUCGUGAAGUCCAAGACUGUUUCCUCAUUCGAGGACAAGACAGAUGAGGAAGUGGAUGCGGGGUUCGAUUUCAUUUUGGCACAUGGCCCCAGGAGCUCAUCUGAAAUGCAGCAGCUGCGAUGGAUGACAAAGGAGUUGCGCCGGAAAGCUUCUCCCAUCCAUGGAUGGCCUCAGGCCUUGGUUGGCCGCGCUCUUCGGAACUUGGCUUCGGAUGGCGCUUUGGCCCGCAAGGAGUUCGAUUGGCCCAUCCCCUUGACGACCAAGUAUUACCAUUCCUGGCUCUUGGAGAUCAUGGAGGAGAUAUGGGACUUCGAUCUCUCAGCCUUCACCAUGCUGGGGGAGGCGGGCGCGGGAAAGAGCCCGUUGGGUAGGAGCGUCCUGAUGGCACAGGUGCGCCACAACAAGGCGCGCUUCAACUUGUCGGGUCAGCCUUGUAUCCGCUCUACGCCGGAGAUUGACUUUCUUCGUGGCGAACAGGGGUCCGUGCUCAUGGGCGAUUUCCUGGAUGACACAUCCUUGCACAUGCUCCCGAUGAAGUUGCUCAAGGCAUUCCUGGAUGUCGGGCUCUAUGAGAGCAUGUGUUGGGCUCGAUGGGGUGCGACAAAAUGGGUUCAAAACGAACCUCGUGCCGUCGCAGAUAACACCUAUGAUGAUGGUGUUUCCGAGGAGCCUGCGUAUGCCAACACCGUCAGCUUCGAGACUUUCUUCAAGCUCAUGCGCCCCAGCAUUGUGGAAAGUGCCACUCUCGCCCACAUGGAUGCUGUCUUCAAGAGAACUUGCAUCUUGCUCAAUACGAAGACUCACGUCUACUACAGGAAGGCGGGCAUCAACACCGAGGCAGUGCCGCGUGUGUGGGAGAUCAACGCGGAAUAUCUCACCGAGGAGGGCAAACGUCUAUAUGGUCUUCACAAGGGUGGAACCAAGGAGAUCACAGAUGACUUCGUCGAGGAGGUGAAGAAGGAGCAGCUGUGGGUGGAGGCGGUCAUGCACAAGCGCUUCGCAGAGAGGAGUCGCAGCAAGGAGGAUGAAGAGGAAGAUGCCAAGCGCAAUCGGAUUCGGGAGCAAGUUUUCGGAGAGAGGCCAGCGGCGGUUCCUUCGGUGACUCAGCAAAUGCAAGACAAGCAGAAGCGUGCCCUUGAGAAGUCUGCAGUGUCGGUCAAGAAGGAGAAGUUUGAGAUGGAGCAGGAGGGGGUCUUCAAGAAAGCUAAGACAUGGAGCUUGAAUAUGCAGUCUUCUGGCAGCGUGAUCGACUUGGACUCUUCCCCGCAGAAAGUCGUGUCACCUUCACCUGUUGCCCCAGACCACGCUCAGCCAAAGGAAGCAACCAGAGCAGCAAGCUCCUUGUUGUGCAGCCAAGAAUCCAUAGAGAUGGACCAAGCAGCUGAGGAGAUGGAUGAGGCCUGGCUUCAUCCUGCUGGCUGCGGUGCUUCGAACGAGACCUACUCGGAGGUGUGCCUUUGCAAUUCUCUUCGCAGCCUUGGGUGCCCCAUUUCUUACGACAAGAAUGGCCCGUUCACUGCGGCUGAUGGAUGUGAGAUGUUGGCCCCCUUAGGUGCCACUUUGAAGUUAGUGUCUACAAACAGCAAGCUGCAGCCAGGCAAGUUUAUCGUGCUGGACACAACAAGAAGCCAUUUCUUCGCUGUCAUCAACGCGAACGGGAAGGUGCAGAAAGUCGACGAUGGCAUGCAUGCGUACAUCUCGGCGGAUGUCUUUGCGGAGUUCAUGAAGAGUCCGAUGUACCAUGUUUUCAAGCUGACCUUCAUGUGCGCUGGUGCCUCAAGCCUAUGCCCUGCUUUUCAUAUUCCCGGUGGCGCGCUCUCCAAGCCUGUGUACAGCACACACAUGAAGAGUUGCUCGUGUGGACACAAGGCUUUGUCCAAAGCUCAUGACAUCGAGGCGGUCGUCUAUUCCAGGAGUGGUCCAUCUGAUGCAAUCGUCCGGACUAUGCGCUGCACAGCUUGGGGUUGCAGGAAGACCUACGGCCCCAAUUUUGUCAAUGUCGAUGGAUGCAAACUGAACACCGCCAACCCGCAGGACAUUCAGAAGGUCUUGUUCGUGAACGUGAAGCGUGGCUUCAGCUUGGAGUACUUGCAGUACCACACCCAGCUUGAGUUCCGUGCAUUUGUUUCAUCCAGAGCCAUCCAGGAUGUGUACGAGAAUGUCUACGGCACCGUGGAUGAUACGGACUUCACUCGCUUCCGGAAGGCUCACGCAGAUGCAAUUAUGUACUGGGCGGCAUUGCAGGAGUUGUCUUCCCUUGGCAUCAACCAACCCAUUGAGAUCGGCAACGAACUCUCCGAGAUCUCUUUGGCUGCGUAUGACAAGCACCUGCACUCCAAAGGCUUCCCCCCUCGAAACAAAGCUUCUGUCACAGAGCUAGUUGGCGAUGGACAUGCCAAAGUCCAUGUGAAGUGCUCUGAGGUUGCGCCGCACCAAGGCAAGCCCCGCAAGAAUGGAAAGGGCAAGCCGUACGGGCACGGGUGGUUCAUGAUCGUCGACCCCAAGAACUUGCAAGUGCUUUCGGUUUCCUGCAUGAGCAAGCCAGAGAACAACGAAGUUGUGAAGGACUCACUGUUGAAGAUCUUGCCCAUGUACAAGAAGGUUAACUGCUUCGUGCUGGAUCGGAACUGCGCCUUCAUGCCGCAAGCCCUGGAGGUGAAAGAAUUCAAGCAGGUGAAGUAUUGGACCAUCGACUGCUUCCAUGCCACUGGGCACAAGAAGACAUGCAAGUGCAACCCUCUGCAUGUGCCGCGGUUGGCCAAGCGGUUGAAGCACGUGAACACGUCUGCGGCAGAGCAAGUGUUCGCGUGGUUUCGGAGCUACGCACGUGUGCUGAACGAAUCCUCUCCUCUCCGGCACGCCUUCAAGGUGCUCUACUACUGCAAGAUGCAUAACCAAGCGAUCCGCAACAAGAAGGCCACGUACAUCAACCAGCACGGCCAGCAGAAGCGCAAGCGUGUGGCCAAGCCCUAUCAGUGCUCCUCCGUCUACAAGAAACCGUCCGCCAAGUGA
Effrenium voratum is the source of this 3555-nucleotide messenger RNA. Lineage: Eukaryota; Dinophyceae; Suessiales; Symbiodiniaceae. The record is from the annotation of a GenBank genome assembly.